This is a messenger RNA of Daphnia carinata, 4360 nucleotides long. It is a transcript of the gene rad50, whose product is annotated as DNA repair protein RAD50-like. Gene Ontology annotation, biological process: telomere maintenance via recombination; telomere maintenance via telomerase; double-strand break repair. Gene Ontology annotation, molecular function: G-quadruplex DNA binding; double-stranded telomeric DNA binding; single-stranded telomeric DNA binding. The record is from RefSeq and is a predicted model, not a curated record. The coding region runs from base 219 to 4226 and encodes 1335 amino acids. The transcript has 21 exons. NCBI's taxonomy places the organism in Eukaryota, Metazoa, Arthropoda, Branchiopoda, Diplostraca, Daphniidae. Gene Ontology annotation, cellular component: condensed nuclear chromosome; nucleus; Mre11 complex.
UUAACAACUUGUAAAAAUACUCCAACUUUAGACGUUAUCUUAACGAAAAGGGAUGAAGUUGUUCCCAAAUUUCGUUCAAUGAUUGCAAUAGGGCACAACUAGGCUUUAGAGUUCUCCGUCCUUUUCCAACAUUGAAUGAAAUCGGUUUUAUUGAAACCGCAUUCGAGAAGUUGAAAAAUAUAUUAAAACAAUAUUGAGAGGAAGAAAAUUCACCAAAGAUGUCACGAAUAGAUCAACUUUCCAUUCAGGGCAUUCGGAAUUUUUCUUCGGAAAAUGCUGAGGUCAUUAGAUUUGAGCCACCUGUGACAUUAAUUCUAGGGAAAAAUGGUAGUGGCAAGACAACCAUAAUUGAGUCUCUCAAGUAUGCCACAACAGGAGAAAUGCCAGCUGGGACUAAUAGGGGACAAUCAUUUAUUCACGAUCCUAAACUGUCAACAAAGAAAAUGUCCAUAGGGUGUGUGAAGUUGCAGUUUUUUGAUGAGCACAACAACCAAUUCAUUGUCACACGUUCAAUGGAAGCAAGAAUACUGAAAUCCAAAUUGGACUUCAAAACAACAGACGGGACUAUCUCUAUAGUCCAGUCUGAUGGAACGCUCAAGAGCCACAAGAAUAAAAACAAUGAUUUGAACACUUUUGUCUGCAAUACAUUAGGUGUUUCUAAAGCUCUGCUAAACAAUGUAUUGUUCUGUCAUCAAGAAGACUCAAACUGGCCAUUGGAUGAAGCAAAAAAAGUAAAAGACAAAUUUGAUGACAUAUUCAACACCACAAGAUAUGUCAAAUGCCAGGAUGAAAUAAGGAAACAGAUUACAGAAGUCAAAGCUAGAAUGAAGGAUAUUGAAAAAAUGGUUGAUCGUUACAAAAUGCAAAAAGACCAAGCAGAAGAAUUUCAGAAUGACCAACGUCGCCAAUCUGAGCGCAAAGCAAAUUUAGAAGCUGAGAUGCAACAAUUACAGCAGAAGAAAGCCGAUCUUGAAGCCAACUUGAAGCAGUCAAUGGACCAAUACAAGGAAGCUGAAAGGACUAAGACGGAGAUCCAGAACAAAAAAGUUAGAAUGGCGGAGUUAGAGCGUAAUCGACACGACUUGGAAUCGGAUAUUACUCGUGUUAUCACAGCUAGCGUAGAAGAAUUGGAACGAGAAAUUCAACAAUUCCAGAUGACUAAGGGUGAUCGCGAAAAAGAAUUAAACAUUCUUCAAAGAGAGUUGCAGCAGGUGGAUCAAGAAGGAAAAGCUAAUGCUACAGCGCAACAAGAGCAGCUAGUGCAAUUAGGCAAGCUGCAAUCAGAAGAAGAGCAGCAUAACAACCGUAUUAAGCAACGUGACGCUCAUCUCGGCAACUUGGCUCAUCGUUACAAGUGGGACAAAGAUAUUGCUCCAUUCCCUUCGAAUGAGCCGCUUAGCCCCGUUCAAGUUUCUCGUUAUCAAAAUCUUCUAAAACAAACUCUUGAGCAAGAAAAGAAUAAAGAAUCCGUCUUGAAACAGGAGCUGGACGAUGAAGAAAGGAAACUACUUAAUUCCCUAAACAAAUUGCGGGAAGAAUGCGUGCGCCUUGAACAAGAUAUUAAAACGAAAGAAAGUUCCCUAAGCGCUUUCCAAAGAGAAGUGUCUGAAAUAGAAGCAAAACUGGGUGCCAUGGAAGAAAAUAGCCGUCAAGUGACUCUAUUGGAACGUCAACAAGCGGAUGCACAGGCUUUAGUUGACCGUGCAAAAAGAGAGUUAAACGACGCCGAACUGAUUCGUGACAUUGACAGAGCCAAAUCCGAAAAAAUGAUUCAAGAAGCUGAACUAGAUCAUUUACGGUCGCAGCUGAAAAAAGUCAUGAGCCAAAGAGACAUUCGUGUUAAACUGGAUAUGCAUCAAAAAGAACUGUCUGGUAAAAAGACUCAGGAGCGUCGACUGAUGUCUCGAGAGACGGUAGAAGACGCCAUAAAGAUUCUCGUUGGUGAUAAUGGAAAUAAGGACAAUCUCCUUUCGUACUACAAUGGUCGUCUAAAUUCUAUAACUACUUCACUUUCAAAUAAACAGCAGAGUUUGACGAAACUGGGUCAAGAGGGGGCAACCUGCCAAGCCAACUUGAGAAAUAUUCGCAACCAGUUGGAAGCAAAACAAAAUGAGCGGUCGGCUUACCAACAAAAACUAAAAGACGCGGGGAGUUCUGGCGCCGCCGAGCUGGAAAGUGAUAUUUCUCGAUUAGCUCUAGAAAUCCAAGACCUUGACGACCAGCGCGGAUUAGUUCAUGGCUCUGAAAAGAUGUACCAUCACUUUAUUGAGAAAAUGGAAAAGCAACGGGCUCAAUCAGAUUGCCCGCUUUGCCAUCGUGAAUUUGACGAUUCCGAUGAAGCUCAAAUGCUGAAAGAGGAAAUGAAAAACCGAGUUGAUGCUAUGCCGGCUAAGAAAGCGGAUUUAGAUCGCAAAAUUGCAGAGAAAAAAAAUAAACAUGGGCAGCUAUUACAAUUACGUCCGGUUGCCCAAUCUGUUGCCAAACUAACGGAAGUAGAAAUCCCUCGGCUUCAAACUGGAUUGCAAGAUCUCGAAAGUCGCUCUAACACGAUUCAAGCCGAAUUGAAAGAUUUAGAAGAGUCUAUCGAAUUUCUAAAAAAUGAAGAAGACAUUGGGAAAAAAGCUCAUCCCGAUAUUAUCCAGCUUGACGCACUGAAGAAUGACAUUAAGAAGUUGCAGUCCCAAGUUGACAGUAUCCAGGCUCAACUUGGUCAUUCUGGUAGUGAUGGCGAUUUGACUGUGGAAGAAGUCCAGGAGCAGGUAGAAAAAGCCGAAGCGACAUAUCGAUCAACAACGCAAAGUAUCGAAUCGAUGAACGAACGCUACAACGAGCAUCAAAGCAAAUUAACUCAGCUACAGCAAAAUGUGAAUCGCCUCAUGGAGCGCAAACUUCAGCUGAACAAUAAUUUGCAACAAAGAGGCAAUUUGCUGGAACGCAAAAGUACUUUGGAGACCGAUAUCGAGCAGGCCCUUUUCGAUGUCGAUGAAUGGAAACAAAAGUUAGAGCCCAUGGUGGCGAAACAGUUGGCGGCACAAGCUGCGCAUGCUGACGCCCAGAAGAAACGAAGUGCGCUUACAGAGCAAGCAAGAAGCAAGAUUGAAGAAUUGUUAAAUCAACUUCGUGGCUUAGCCAGUUUGGACAAAGAAAUCGAAAAGUGGGGAGCUGAUGGCAAAGUGGCUCAACUGAAACACAGUCAGCAAGAGGUGGACCGGUUGAAAACGGAAAAGUUGGCACUGGAACAACGAAAAAAAGAAAUUCAAGAAAAAACUAAAAAUUUAGAAUUGGCUCUAAGUAACUGCGAAAAUGAAGAAAGAAAUUUGCGAAACAAUCUCAAGUUAAUUGUCAAUACGACCGAUAGGGAGGUUGUUAAGCAAGAACUUGAACAUCUCCAUACUGCAUUAGAGACUUUUAAAUUACCUCAACUGGUAAAAGAAAUUCAAGGACUUGAAGAGCAACUAGAACGUUGCAAGAUCAAAUUAGGCGAACUAGGUGGAACAUUUCAAGAAAUUCAGAAAAGCAUCCAUGAGCUGGAAAUGAAAUUGCAACGAGAAGAGUUUGCUACGGCGGAGGAGCGAUAUUUGGACGAGGUCAAAGAUUAUGAAGUGCACCAGGCCAUCAGUGAGGAUCUAGGGAACUUCUACAAUGCCCUGGAAUCUGCCCUUAUGAAAUUCCACAAAGAGAGAAUGAGUGUAAUUAACAGAAUGGUUCGUGAAAUGUGGCAUUCUACUUACAAGGGGAAAGACAUCGACUAUGUCGAAAUCCGUGCAGAGGAGUCGGCAGGAACGAGUGGCAAUACGCGUCGCCAGUAUAAUUAUCGAGUUGUCAUGGUAAAAAAUGGAGUCGAAAUGGACAUGAGGGGAAGAUGCAGUGCCGGACAAAAGGUUUUGGCCUCGCUGAUCAUUCGCAUGGCAUUAGCAGAGGCAUUUAGUUCCAAAUGUGGUGUCUUAGCUUUAGAUGAGCCCACCACAAAUUUGGAUGAAGAUAACAUUGCCAGUUUAAGCGACACUAUUUUGGAGCUGUCGAACGCAAUCACACGCCAGAAGCGAAAAUUCCAACUCAUUGUUAUUACGCAUGACGAGAAAUUUUUGGAACGAAUGUCACGCGAUAAAAGGAUGGAAAGAUUUUACCGAGUGGAUCGCAAUCGAUUUAAUAUGUCGGAAAUAAGGCAGUUUGACGUCAUGGGAGGAUCGCAAUCCACAAACAUAGCGAAGAAAAUGCUGAAAUAGCCGGUGAAAAUCCGUUGAGUCAGUAUUAUGUUAACAGUGAUGACCUUGUUUAUUCCAUUUCCAUCCACGUUGAAACCAAGAAACUUGUUACGGUUGGUGUUUUUCAAACUAAUUAAACAAGUUUUAUUAUGGAA